AUGGCCUCCACCCAACCUGCAGCUCACAUAAUAUCCCUAGACCACCUAGUCCUAACCGUCUCCUCCAUCCCUAACACGCAAAAAUGGUAUAAGGCCAACCUAGGAAUGAAACCCGAAUCUUUCGUCUCCGCCGCUACACCCUCUGUAACGAGGCAUUCUUUAAUCUUCGGCUCACAGAAAAUCAAUUUACAUCCGCUUGGCAAGGAAUUCGAGCCCAGAGCCGCUUCCGCCCGCGCAGGGAGCGCAGAUCUCUGCUUCCUGACCCAAGACGAUGUGAAAGCCGUAAGGAACAAGUUGAUAGAGAAUGGAGUUGAGAUGGUUAAUCUAGGAAGUGAGAAGGCGGAUGAUGGCGUUGUGGAGAGGACGGGUGCGAGAGGGAAGAUCAGGAGUGUGUAUUGUCGGGAUCCGGAUGGGAACUUAAUUGAGUGA
This is a messenger RNA of Hyaloscypha bicolor E, 429 nucleotides long. Its product is annotated as Glyoxalase/Bleomycin resistance protein/Dihydroxybiphenyl dioxygenase. The transcript has 2 exons. The record is from RefSeq and is a predicted model, not a curated record. Lineage: Eukaryota; Fungi; Ascomycota; Leotiomycetes; Helotiales; Hyaloscyphaceae. Bases 1 to 429 code for a protein of 142 amino acids.